ACCAAUUGUAUUGUAUAUAAAUAUUUUUACUCUAGUCCAAAUUUCUCUCAAGGUUAAAAAUAAAAUGUAUGAUGUUUAUGCUGUAAUUGGUGUUAAUGGUUAGAUUGAUAAAUAUUAAGCAGGGAUCAAUAUUGUAGCUUCAAGACUGAUUUUUUGUCACAACUUAUUAGUAAUAAUGGAAAUCGAUGACCAUCAAAAUAUUCCAUGUACUAUUUUAAAGGAAUAUCAUGACAGUAUUGUUCAAGACAUUCAAGGAGAUAUGAUCAUUGCUUUAUUUGAAAGACAGGUGUUAACAGAAAAUGAAUUUUACAAUAUUAAAUCUGAGAGAAACCGUGAGAAAGAAGCAAGUCGUUUGCUUGAACUAUUACCAUCAAAAGGUAGGAAUGGUAUCAAUCAGUUCCUAAACCAUUUGUCAACACAUUAUUCAUGGAUAGCUAAUCUCUUACAACAUUCCAUAACAAUUAAAUAUAAUGUUAUGUUUUCAAAAAAAAUACAGGAGACUUUAAUUGCUGGUGAAGUUCCUCAAUUAUCAUCAAGACAUGUAUCACGAGUUAACCAUGUUACAACAUUAAAAAGACUAUUAACAGAGUUAGAAGUAAAUAAUUUUGUUAUUGUAAAUGGUAUGACUGGUUGUGGAAAAUCUAGUCUAGUUGUUGAAGUGUUAAAUGAYCCCUUCAUUACAAUGCAAUACUUACAGGGAUUUGUGCAAUGGAUAAAUGUUGGACGAGAAAAUUCAUCACAUCCUGAACGUAUUCAAACAGAAAUAUUAAAUAGAUUAAAUAAUCAAGAACAGCUUAUUACACCUCCUCUAAUUAUAGAUUAUGAGGAUACAAGGACAAAUAUCCAAAAUUUAUGGAAACAAAAACGAUUAACAGAGGGCUUAUUAAUUUUGGAUGAUGUAUGCAGUAGUAAAAUAAUUAAGUCCCUGGAUAUUGGAUGUAAAAUAUUAAUAACAACAAAUGAUAUGAGUAUUAUGGAUCAUAUAGUUGAUACUCGAGUGAAAUAUUUAAAAGUAAAUGAAGGAUUUGAAGAAAAAGAGACUUUGGAUUUAUUUUCAAAAUGUUUAAGUGUCGACUCAAAGUCUCUACCUUUACACGCGUCAAAACUCCAUAGAAUAUGCAAAGGAUUUCCAUUAACUAUUACACUUAUUGCCACACAACUUGAAAUGCACAGAGAAGAUACCAUUAAUAAUACAGAUCGAUGGAAAUUUUAUUUGAAUGAGUUAUCAGAUAAAACUAGUGAACCUUUUAAAUAUACACCGCAUAGCCAAAAUCAAUUUAAGAGUCUUGAAAAAGCAAUAGAAAUGUGUAUAAAAAAUUUACCAAGUGAUUUACAAAAGAAAUAUCAAGAUUUUUCUUUAUUUGUAGAAGAUUUAAAUAUCAAACCAGAAGUUUUAUCCAUACUAUGGAAUAUUAAACCAAUCCAAGUUGAAGAUAUUAUGUCAGAAUUAAUGCGAAAGAGUUUAGUGGUUAGAGUUUGGAAUCAACCUUUAAAUAGUUAUGUUUAUUCAAUACAUGAUUUGCUCUUAAAUAAUUUAAAAAAAAUGAUUAAUCGGCAGGAAUAUAAAGCAUUGCAUAAAAAAUGUAUUGAUCGUUAUAGAGAUUAUUGCAAAGGGAAUUUUGCCAAUCUUCCCAAAAAUGAUAAUUACAUAUUUUUGUAUUUUGGAUAUCACCUUAAAAAUGCUGAUAUGCUAGAAGAAUUUCCCCAGUGGUUUUUAAAUUUAAAGUUUAUUGAAUCAAAAAUAUGUGUAACUGGUCCUGCUGAUUUAUUAGCAGAUUUGAAGAAGUACAAAAUAUAUAUUGUUGUACAGAGUAUUUAUGAUGAAUAUAUUAAAGAAAUUGAAAACUUUGUCAAACGCUUUGGACCUAAUUUAUAUCGAACUAAGUGUGAUAUUGUCCAGCUAGGCCUUCAAGAACCAGAAACUUCUUUUAUAUAUAAUGAAUCAUAUAAACUUGCCAAAGCUAGUACAAAAUUAUAUUUUUACUAUGAUAUUCGACCUUCUCAAAAUUUUCAUCCAGAACCUCAUAUAUCUAUUGUCAGAGAUAAAAUUGAAACAGUUAUUUUUGGAAAUCGACAUGAUGAGGUUUUAAUUGCUACUAAUAGUGGAAUUAUAAAAUUAUGGAAUAUUAUCUCUGAUAAAUGUUUGCAUACUUAUAAUGGUCACACUAAAACAGUUACUCAUUUGGUUAAGAAUAAAUUAAAAAAUCUUUUUUUGUCAACAUCUGAUGAUUCAACCAUACGUAUUUGGAAUAUGAACAGUUUCCCUGAAUCUGAAAGUUCUGAAACGCGGACACCAUCACCUGAAUCUAGACAAGAACAUUGGCAAAAUGUAUACCAUCAAGAUUUUAAAAGAUCAACUGAAAAUACCAAUACUGAUUGUGUUUUUGUGUUAGAACACGAUUCACCUGUCAUUUUUGCUCAAUUUUCUCCAUAUGAUGAUACACUAAUUGUUUCAUCCUCUACUGAUAAAACUUUAAAGAUAUGGAAAAUGAGAGAUGGAAAUUAUACAAUUCUAAAGUCAAUCACGCAUAAUAGUAUCAUCAGUAGAUGUUAUUUUAUAGAAAAUAUGACACGUGAAGCUAGAAUACUGUUUUCAACACUUGUAGAUGGUCCAAUUAUAACUAGUGGAAUAUAUAAAUGUGAAUGGCCUUUUGACCACUGUACUGGAUUAUUUUACUUCAAAGAAAAAUUAUUAUCAUUUUUCUAUCUACCUAGUUCAGAAGGACAAGAUAAAAUGCUGGUUAUGACACCAAAUUUAGUGCGAAGUUAUGAAUUUAACUGGGAAGAUGAAAAUAAAACUUCACCACCAUCAUUAGUUUACCCUACACCAAUAGGUUACCGGCAUUACAAAUUGUCUUCUAUUUCUGAGGAGAAUACAAUUAAUAAUUUUCGGUAUAUAGCGUUCAGUUUGAGUAAUAGUACAAUAAAAAUUUGUGAUUUAUCCAAUGGGUACAAUUUUCUAGAUUUGUAUAAUUCUAAUGAAGGCAUAUCACACUUGGACUGGUUUUGGUCUAGAACUGAUCAGAGUAACUGGUUACUUAGUGCUGCUAACAAAUCUAUUAGAUUAUGGCGUCUAAAAGAUAUUACUCAAUAUGCUUGUGCUCAUCGAACAAAUGCUACAAAUGAAUUCAACCACGAUUUUGAAAAUAUGUGCAAAAAUGAAAUCUUAUCUCUUCAAAACUAUAAAUUGUUUUCUGAAGAUCAAAAUUUAUAUUGUUAUAAACUCCAGCGAAAUUUUGAUGCUGUUUGGAUAGACAAUGAUUCAGUAUUAGUUGCAGCUGUUACUAAAUGUGGGACAUUAAAGAUACUUUUUGAAGGCUUGAAUCGAUGGUCUAUGAUUGAUGAAAGAGUGUUAGCUUUAACCAUAGUACAGUCACAUCAAUCUUUUGAUCAAAGAAUGAUAAUUGCUGCUUGUCAAGAUUUAUCCGUAUACUGUAUGAAAUUUCAAACAUCAGAAUAUUUAUUUAAAACUUCACAAUUGGUAGAACAAAUUUUUGCUCAUUUUGACUGUGAUGAAUUGACCAUAGCAUUUUUACUAAAACAAAAUAUAAAAAUAAAUGAAAAAAAAAUUGAUCAAGCUAUAGAGGUUUGGUCAAAUAAAACGAAAUACGAAGUGAUUGUUCAUGAUCUAAUUAAUUGUUUUGUGUUUCAUGAUAAAGUCAUCUUUCUGUACAAUGUUCAUGACAUUUAUAUAUUAAAUUUACGGGAUAAAUCUACAAUAAAAUUGGAAAUUAAUUGUAUUAAAAUAAAUGGAAGCUUGAUGCUUGAUUCAUCAAAAUUAGCUGUGGUCGACAAUGGCAACUAUUUGAAAAUAUAUCAAUUAACAUUAGAUUGGGGUUUAAAUCUGAUUUACCAGUAUCCAUUACCAUUAUUAGAACAUGAAGUCGCACCCAUCAGUAUAUCAAACAACAAGAGGUUUAUUGCUAUUGGUGGAGAAAAGCGUAUUGUUUGUAUCGAUAAAAAAUUAAAUACUCAUAAAUGUUUUACAUUUGAUCCAAGUGUGAAUAAUAUAAAAUCAAUGAUUUGGUCGUCAGAUGAUACACGGAUAGCAAUAAAAGAAGAUAAUCAAAUAAUUACUCUUGAUGUUGAGUCUGGUAUAAUACUAGCAAGUGUGAAAUUAACAGUUGAUAAGUUUUUUGCAAAUCCUAUAUUAAAUAAAUAUAUUGCAGUAAAUACCACUGGGCAGUUAGUAAAGUUGAAUUUACCUAGUGAUAGCUAAAACAAUGCAUUUAUCUAACUCUCAGUAUUAAAUUAUUAUUGCAUGCACUAAAAUCAUUUUUUAUAUAUUUGGACAAUUAAAUAUAUGAAAAUUAUCUGG
Diuraphis noxia (Russian wheat aphid) is the source of this 4318-nucleotide messenger RNA. RefSeq names its product Death-associated APAF1-related killer (gene Dark). Gene Ontology annotation, biological process: regulation of apoptotic process. NCBI's taxonomy places the organism in Eukaryota, Metazoa, Arthropoda, Insecta, Hemiptera, Aphididae. The record is from RefSeq and is a predicted model, not a curated record. Gene Ontology annotation, molecular function: protein binding; ADP binding.